GGAAUGAAAGUCAUUGUAUGAGUGUUGGAGUGUUUGGACCACAUAUGAGUGGCCCAUAUAUUGUGCCAUAGAUUGUGUGCAUUCACUGGCAGUCAUCAAAGCGUUCAUGAAAUACGAGUCAAUAGUAUUGUGUUUUUGAUCACAAAAAACACAUCAAAACAUUGAUUUGACGCAAAAAGCAAUCGUUAUUUUGAUAUACAUUUGGUUUACAAUAAUUAUUAUUGUUUUUAAUUGUCAUUAAUUGUUACAAAAAGACCGCAAAUAAAGCGAUGAAUGAAUACAUUGUGAAUGUAUUUCAUUUGAAGACAUCGUUAGAGUCUCUUAUGAAAAGAAAGGGUUGAAUUGAAAAGAAAUGAAUGAAACCUAAUCUGAAGUGAAAACUAUAACUUUAAAUACACUCAACACAAGAACAACUACGGGAUGACGACUACGGGUUGUUGUGAUAUCAUUCGGCACAACAUCGGCGACGACAGGGCCGACACGAGCGCUGCCACCGCCGGUCCCAACGCCAGCGUCUCCUCCCAAAUGCCAAACUCUCCUACCAUUGAAUACCCGCCCCGUUGUAUGACAUUAGCGCUGGGUUCGGGUCCAUCCAGUCUUAGCCAUCGACACACUCGAGGCCACAAACGAACAAAGAGUGCCGGAAAUAACAGUUUACGCGAGUCGUCGCUAUACACGGCCACCGGUCUGUACGCUCACCACCACCGCAACCGAUCAAAUGACUUUCGUCUCUACUCAUCGAAUAAUAUUCCCGUCAAAACCUAUUCAGACAUUAAUAUCUAUGAUCUGAUCGCUUCCAACCGUUUACGUAAUACCGUUGACAUCAAUUCCGGUUCCGUUGCCAUCGAUCAACAAAAUGUUGAGGAAACACCUGUCAGUUGCGGUUUCAUGUCUUUCCGUCCGCGAUGUCUGCAACAAUUGGCCACAAUUCAGGUCUUUGUAUUCUUCUGUAGUAUUUUGGUUACUCUACAACAGGCCCUCUCUUCGGGUUAUUUCAACAGCGUUAUAACAACUAUAGAGAAGCGGUUUGACUUCCCGAGCGCAGUGACCGGUGCUAUAGUCAGUACGUUUGAGUUGGGAAAUCUGCUCACCAUUAUAUUCGUCAGCUAUUUUGGCACUUAUAGACACAUUCCUCAAUGGAUUGGCAAAGGAAUUCUGAUCACUGGAAUCGGUUCCAUAGUGUUUGCGAUUCCGCACUUUAUGGAUAUUCACAAUCCGCUGGAUAACGUGAACGUUUCGGGUCCGCUAUCCGACAACACAUGCCGUAUACCCACUCCGGCUUUCAGCUCUCCUGUGCUCCAGAAAGCCAGCCAUUUCAUAAACCCGGUGCCGCCGAACAAUGACCCCACGUGUGUCGAAGGGGGCACUUAUAACGCGCCGCAUAUUCUUAUAUUUAUAUUAGCGAUGAUUCUGAUUGGUUGCGGCGGAACUCCAAUCUUCACGUUAGGCACUACUUAUAUUGACGAUCACGUCAAGAAGGAGAGCUCAUCCAUGUAUAUCGGUUGUAUGUACUCAAUGGUGGCGUUCGGUCUGGUCUGUGGCUUUCUAUUGGGCGGCUAUUUUAUUCAGGUUCACGAGAACUCUUUUGGUUCGGGAACCGUUCCCAUAGACAUAUCGCCGGGUCAUCCCAAGUGGAUUGGAGCAUGGUGGGCUGGCUUCAUCAUGCUCGGCAUUCUACUCAUUCUCAUAUCCAUACCAUUCUUCGCGUUUCCCAAAAGUCUUAAACCAAAGUCCAAAAAAGAGUCCAAAAGUGAGAGAACUGUUCUCUCGUUGACAGCGACCGAAGCCGACGAACCAAUGAUUCACAAAACCAAAUACAUGUCCCCGGAAUCGGCCAACAAUUCCAUGAGCCGUUCCCGUAGUCCAGCGCAUCAUAAGCCAGAGUACGGCCGUAAUCUCAAAGAGAUCCCGGCCUGUAUGUGGCGUUUACUUACGAAUCCCGUCUAUAUGUGCACAUGUCUCGGCUCGUGUAUGGAACUGGCGAUCGUCAGCGGAUUCCUCGUAUUUUUGCCCAAAUAUUUGGAAACUCAGUUCAGUUUAGGCAAAUCCGAAGCCAAUCUGUUCGCCGGCGGUAUCGCAGUUCCCGGCGCUUGUGUUGGCAUCUUCUUAGGCGGCUAUCUAUUGAAACGGUUCCAAAUGAAGCCAAAGGGCGCCAUUCAGUUCGUACUAUUCUUCAACUUAGUCUGUAUGGGUCUCUAUACUGCCCUCUACUUCCUGGGCUGCGAUAACGUACGAAUGGCCGGCACUACUCUUCCCUACUCUAACAAUACUCGGUUUGACGCGUUUCAAGUGAACCUAACAGCGGAGUGCAAUAUGGGCUGCCGGUGCUCUCCCAACGAGUUGGAGCCCGUCUGUGAUACACAGAAUAAGAUUAGUUAUUAUUCGCCGUGUUUUGCGGGCUGUAAGUCAGUCGAAGGGCCCAGAAAUACUCAGAACUACAGUAACUGCGCCUGUAUUUCGUUGAACAAUACUUACAACAAUCAAGAAGUGACGGCAAUCCCAUUGGCCACCGCUGGCCCCUGUCCUCAACUGUGCCACGCGAUGAUACCGUUUAUGAUUCUGCUAUUUGUUAUUACUUUAGUCGUUUCGAUAACACAAAUGCCAUUACUUAUGAUUACAUUGAGAUCUGUGGAGGAAGAGGAGAGGUCUUUAGCGCUGGGCAUGCAGUUUGUGAUCUUCCGUUUGUUUGGUUACAUACCGUCGCCAAUCAUUUUCGGUAAUGUAAUUGACUCGACAUGUAUCGUAUGGAAAGCCCAUUGCGGACAACAGGGAGGCUUCUGUCUGCUCUACAAUAUUGAACAGUUCCGACUCAGAUAUGUUGGCGUAUGUAGUGGUCUGAAAGUAGCGGCCGGUCUCUUGUUUUUCUUGGAUUGGCUGCUCAUCUGUUGGCGCCAUAAGAAAGAUUUGGAUAAACCUCAGGCCCUAACCGUUGGAGAGAUUGUCUCAUCCAUUAUAUCAUUAGACAGACUAUCGGUUUUCGGUUGGAAUACCGAUAUAAGAGAGGUUGAAGAGGAACAACCGUUAGGUCCAGAUUCUGAUUAUAACAGCGCUAACGAUAUGGACGAACAGGAACUGAAUGAAAGGGACGAAGAAUUUACAUAUUGUUUGACAGAUAAAGAGACGACUCCUUUUGGUCUCUCACGAGUUUAGAUAACAAAACAAAGAUUUUAAUUGUUAUUUUGGGGACAUUUAUAGAAAGAAUUUAAUUUUCAAAUGAAAUGCUUUAAUUGAUAUCACAUUUUGAAAGCAGCACUAAAACACAUACACAAAACAAACAGCGAUUUAUUUGCAAAAGAGAUCUAUUGUAUUAUACAACUAAUGAUAGGAAUUAUUAUUUGAUUUUUUAUACUGUGAUAACAUUCAAAACUAUGGAUGAAAAGCGACGUUCAAAUUGUUAUGUAAUUUACAAUUUGUUUUUCCCGACAAAUCAAUUGUGCGAAAAGGCAGUCAAGAGUUCAAACACUGGAACAAGUCUUCGGUAUAUUUACUGUAUAUAAAUGGAUAUGAAUUGAUGUUUUAAUUUUGACCACAAAUCGCAUGACUUUAUAUUAUAUUUAUUGAGUCGUGUAUUGAUUUAUACAAACUUUAAAGACUUAGAUAUAAAUGUAGUUUAAAUUUUAUUUAAAUAUUUUAGUCUUAUUUUUAGUGAAUU
Messenger RNA from Medioppia subpectinata, 3652 nucleotides. Lineage: Eukaryota; Metazoa; Arthropoda; Arachnida; Sarcoptiformes; Oppiidae. The record is from the annotation of a GenBank genome assembly.